Colletotrichum scovillei is the source of this 2505-nucleotide messenger RNA. Its product is annotated as methylmalonate-semialdehyde dehydrogenase. Gene Ontology annotation, biological process: thymine catabolic process; L-valine catabolic process. Gene Ontology annotation, molecular function: methylmalonate-semialdehyde dehydrogenase (acylating, NAD+) activity; malonate-semialdehyde dehydrogenase (acetylating, [NAD(P)+]) activity. The transcript has 2 exons. Gene Ontology annotation, cellular component: mitochondrion. The coding region runs from base 290 to 2017 and encodes 575 amino acids. The record is from RefSeq and is a predicted model, not a curated record. NCBI's taxonomy places the organism in Eukaryota, Fungi, Ascomycota, Sordariomycetes, Glomerellales, Glomerellaceae.
CCUUUCCCCACACUCUGGGAGCUCGCCGAGUUCCCUGGGACUUUAUAAGGGACUACGAUGUCGCUCGACUCCGGUUCCCGCGUCUCUCGUGAAAGAAGUGGCUGGCAAUUGGCUUGAGACGAACGAUCCCAAGACGACGGAGCGGACAGUUUGUUGUUCUUGCAGUGUGUAGCACUAUCUGUCUCUAGUUUACCCAAUCGUUGGCUCUCGUCAGAGACCUCUCCUAUACCCUUCUUCCUCUUCCUUCUCCUCCUCUCCCCUCUUCUCCCUUUUCCCUCCUUCUUUCACAAUGCGUCGAGCAUUCACUCGAAGCAUUACUACCGGUGCUGGCCGAACCUCUAGAGCAUCUCUCACCCGCUCAUCACUCCUCUUCUCAAAGCCUACCAUCAUGGCCUCCUCCGGCUCACCCACCUCCGCCGUCGCGGCGAGGAGGAUACACGCCACGGCGAAGCACCUCAACGCCGCCCUGGACUCGACGGCCGAGUCAUACCCCAACACCCACGAGAAGAUUGCCAAGCCAGAAGACACCCCCUUCUUCCUGGACAACAAGUUCAUGACCUCGGCCGCGACCGACUUCAUCGACCUCCACGACCCGGCCACCAACAACCUCGUCACCCGCGUGCCGCAGAUGACCACCGAGGAGCUGCAGUCGGCUGUGGACUCGGCCGAGAAGGCCUUCCCCAAGUGGCGUGCCAUGAGCGUCCUCGCCCGCCAGCAGAUCAUGUUCAAGUUCGUCGCCCUCAUCCGCGAGAACUGGGACCGUCUGGCGGCGAGCAUCACCCUCGAGCAGGGCAAGACGUUUGCCGACGCCCGGGGUGAUGUCCUCCGUGGUCUGCAGGUUGCCGAGGCCGCCUGCGGUGCGCCUGAGCUCUUGAAGGGCGAGGUGUUGGAGGUCGCCAAGGACAUGGAGACGAGAAGCUACCGCGAGCCAUUGGGUGUCGUGUCUGCCAUCUGCCCCUUUAACUUCCCCGCCAUGAUUCCCCUUUGGUGCAUUCCCAUCGCGACCGUUACCGGCAACACUCUCAUCCUGAAGCCCUCGGAGCGCGACCCCGGCGCGGCCAUGAUCCUCGCCGAGCUUGUCCAAAAGGCCGGAUUCCCCGAGGGCGUCGUCAACGUCGUCCACGGCGCCCACAAGACGGUGGACUUCAUCCUCGAGGACCCUGUCAUCAAGGCCGUCAGCUUCGUCGGCGGUAACAAGGCCGGCGAGUACAUCUUCAACAAGGGCUCCGCCCACGGCAAGCGCGUCCAGGCCAACCUCGGCGCCAAGAACCACGCCGCCGUCCUGCCGGACUGCAACAAGAACCACUUCCUCAACAGCGUCGUCGGCGCUGCCUUUGGCGCCGCCGGCCAGCGCUGCAUGGCCCUCAGCACCCUCGUCCUCGUCGGCGAGACAAAGGAGUGGCUCCCCGAGCUGGCCGAGCUGGCCAAGAAGCUCAAGGUCGACGGCGGCUUCGAGGCCGGCGCCGACCUCGGCCCCGUCAUCUCCCCGCAGAGCAAGCAGCGCAUCGAGAGCCUGAUCCAGAGCGCCGAGGACGAGGGCGCCACCAUCCUCCUCGACGGCCGCGGCUACAAGCCCGCAAAGUACCCCAACGGCAACUGGGUCGCGCCCACCAUCAUCACCAACGUGACGCCCGAGAUGAAGUGCUACACGGAGGAGAUCUUUGGCCCCGUCCUCGUCUGCCUCAACGUCGACACCCUCGACGAGGCCGUUGCGCUCAUCAACAAGAACGAGUACGGCAACGGCACGGCCAUCUUCACCCGCUCCGGCGCCACCGCCGAGGCCUUCCGCCGCAACAUCGAGGCCGGCCAGGUCGGUAUCAACGUGCCCAUCCCUGUCCCUCUGCCCAUGUUCUCCUUCACCGGCAACAAGAAGAGCGUUGCCGCGGGCGGCGCCAACACGUUUUACGGACGUCCCGGUAUCUCCUUCUUGACGCAGCAGAAGACCGUCACGUCCUUCUGGGCGUCUGCCGAUGCGAUUUCGCAAAAGGCUGAUGUGUCGAUGCCUACGCACUCAUAAGUUCUGUGCGUUGAGGUGAGGAAGGGAGUGGUGGGUAUGGUAUGUAGGAGCCUCGAGCCAGGCAGCGUAAAAUGGGUUGUGAUGUGAGAUGUUGAUUGAGCACGUACCGGGAUGAUUGCUAUGGUUUUAUGAUAGUUGAAAACGUCGGCAUGGCAAAAAAUGAUGAGAACUGCAGAGACAGUUCGAGAAGAAUAGCCACACGCAAAAAAAAAAAAAAAAAGAAUCAAACGAAAUUUCAAACAAAUACCAUGGUUCGCACCCAUAUGUAUGUCAUGAUCCUCAGCGAAACUAGACUAAGUCAGUGCCGCUCUGUCAAGUGUUUCCCACCUUGUAGUGGCUCACUUACAAGACCUUGGAGAUCACAUCAUGGGAGCGAUUCCCUACUCUUGCCAUAUCCCAAUAUUCCUUUAUCUGCUGAGAUACUUUCUCACUGGUUUUGAAACAUGGUGGCACCUCCUCAAACCCUUAUGUCGUGAUCUAUUCCCACC